Daucus carota subsp. sativus is the source of this 3101-nucleotide messenger RNA. Its product is annotated as probable alpha,alpha-trehalose-phosphate synthase [UDP-forming] 11. The transcript is spliced from 3 exons. Gene Ontology annotation, molecular function: trehalose-phosphatase activity. The coding region runs from base 173 to 2713 and encodes 846 amino acids. The record is from RefSeq and is a predicted model, not a curated record. Gene Ontology annotation, cellular component: cytosol. Lineage: Eukaryota; Viridiplantae; Streptophyta; Magnoliopsida; Apiales; Apiaceae. Gene Ontology annotation, biological process: trehalose biosynthetic process.
UCGGUCUUUCUCUUCGUUCUUAUCCAUUACCACCCAUCACCUUCUUUCCCCUUCAACCAUAUAAACAUAAACAUAAUAAUAAAACUAUACACACAAACAAACACUCUGUAUCUAUACUUGUUACAAAUACACACACCAUUUCUCAUCUCAAGAUUUGAUCUUUCUAGCUUAAAUGUUAUCAAGAUCCUAUUUUAAUCUUCUAAACCUUGAUGAUUAUUCAUCUCCCACUAGUACUAGAAUUCCAAGAAUCAUGAAUUUACUGGACAAUCAGGAAGGCUCAAACGACGUCGUUUCGUCAACUCAACGCAGGAUCAUUGUAGCUAAUCAAUUGCCGAUCAAGGCCGAGCUGAAUAAAGAGACCCAGAAGUUUAGUUUUGAUUGGGAUAAAGAUGCGCUGGUUUUGCAGCUCAAAGAUGGGUUUAAUUCGGAUGUUCAGUUUGUGUUUAUCGGAUCUUUGUCGGUUCAAAUCGACCCGAAUGAUCAAGAAGAAGUGGCGCAAUUGUUGUUAGAUAAGUUUCAAUGUGUACCCACUUUUCUUUCUUUAGAUUUAUUGAAUAAAUUUUAUCAUGGGUUCUGUAAGCAUUAUUUAUGGCCUUUGUUUCAUUAUAUGUUGCCUGUGACUUCACAUCAUGGGGUUAGAUUUGAUAGGCUUAUGUGGAAAGCUUAUGUGUCAGCUAAUAAGAUUUUUGCUGAUAAAGUCAUGGAAGUGAUUAACCCAGAUGAGGAUUAUGUUUGGAUUCAUGAUUAUCAUUUGAUGGUUUUGCCUACUUUGUUGAGGAAAAGAUUUCAUAGACUUAAACUCGGGUUUUUUCUGCAUAGUCCAUUUCCUUCGUCUGAAAUUUAUCGGACAUUGCCUGUUAGAGAUGAGAUUCUUAGGGCUUUCUUGAAUUGUGAUCUUGUGGGGUUCCAUACUUUUGAUUAUGCUAGGCAUUUCUUGUCGUGUUGUAGUAGAUUGCUUGGGUUGGAUUAUCAGUCCAAAAGGGGGUAUAUUGAGCUUGAGUAUUAUGGGAGGACGGUGAGUGUUAAGAUUCUUCCUGUUGGUAUACAUAUGGAUCAGAUUGAGUCGGUUAAGUCAUUGGCGGAAACUGAGAAUAAGGUUAAGGAGUUGGUGGAGAGGUAUAGAGGGAAAAUUGUGAUGCUUGGGGUUGAUGAUAUGGAUAUGUUCAAGGGGAUAAGUUUAAAGUUUUUAGCUAUGGGACAGCUUUUGGAGGAGCAUCCCGAGUUGAGAGGGAAGGUGGUUUUGGUACAGAUUGUGAAUCCAGCAAGAAGUCGGGGGCAGGAUAUUCAAGAAGUUCAAAAUGAGACGACUAAAGUUGCGAGGGAGAUUAAUGAAAAGUUCGGCACUUCUGACUAUGAGCCUAUUGUUUUUGUCAACGGUCCUGUUUCAACUCAAGAAAAAGUGGCUUACUUUGCUAUUUCCGAGUGUGUUGUGGUGAAUGCUGUAAGGGAUGGGAUGAACCUGGUGCCGUAUAAGUACACAGUGUCAAGGCAGGGUAGUCCUGAAAUAGACAAGGCGAUGGGAGUGGAUGGGACAGAAGUUCCGAGGAAGAGUGUGAUUAUUGUAUCUGAAUUCAUAGGCUGUUCCCCAUCCCUCAGUGGAGCAAUCCGGGUUAAUCCUUGGAAUAUUGACAGUGUGUCUGAUGCGAUGACCUUAGCUGUCACAAUGUCAGAUACUGAGAAACAGAUGCGACAUGAGAAGCAUUACAAGUAUGUCAGCUCGCAUGAUGUUGCUUAUUGGGCAAGGAGUUUUGACCAAGACCUAGAGAGAGCUUGCAGAGAUCAUUACACAAAGAGGUGCUGGGGAAUUGGGUUUGGCUUGGGUUUCAGAAUUGUUGCGUUGGGUCCUAACUUCAGGAAACUUUCGGUGGAGCACAUCGUGUCUUCCUAUAACAAAACUAGUAGCCGACUUAUUUUGUUGGAUUAUGACGGUACAGUGAUGCCACAGGGUUCAGUUGAAAAGACCCCAAGCAGUGAAGUUAUCUCAGUACUAAAUGAUUUAUGCAACGACCCAAAAAAUGUGGUGUUUAUUGUGAGUGGCAGAGGGAAAGAAUCUUUAAGCAAAUGGUUUUCUCCUUGUCAGCGACUUGGUCUAUCUGCUGAACAUGGUUAUUUUACCAGGUGGACAAAAGAUUCACCAUGGGAAUCAGGUGUGUCAGCUGUGAACUUUGAGUGGAAGAAGAUGGCACUCCCUGUGAUGGAGCAUUAUACAGAGGCCACUGAUGGUUCCUUUAUAGAACAGAAGGAAAGUGCUCUGGUAUGGCACCAUCAAGAAGCAGAUACUGAUUUCGGCUCAGCGCAGGCAAAAGAGCUUCAUAAUCAUCUUGAGAAUGUGCUUGCCAAUGAGCCAGUAGUUGUUAAAAGAGGCCAACAUAUUGUUGAAGUGAAACCACAGGGUGUAAGCAAGGGUAUAGUUGUUGAAAGUCUAAUUGCAAGCAUGCAGACUGCGGGUAAGCCACCAGAUUUUGUACUCUGCAUAGGCGAUGACCGUUCAGAUGAAGAUAUGUUCGAGAAAAUUGCAUGCUCUAUAGCCAACCCAUCUACGCCUACCAUAGCAGAAGUAUUUGCAUGCACUGUAGGUCAAAAACCAAGCAUGGCCAAGUACUACCUAGAUGAUACUGAAGACGUCAUAAAAAUGAUUCAAGGUCUCUCAGCUGCAUCUGUUCAGCCUCCCAAGUCUGCUAAUUUUCAUGCCUCAUUCGAAGGAUCUUGUUGACCCCGUCCUCGUUUAUGUGGUAUAGAAUGAGCAAUUAUUGUUGCCCAUUCAGUUGAACGGAACUAAGGUUAGACUAGUGCACUCGCUACGGUUGGUCAGUGUUUGAGAAGAAGGGGGCUCUAAUCUAAAGUUGGGGAAUAAAUGGAGCUUUGUACAAAACAUACGUUCUCUUUACAGGUUCACCUCAAAUCCAAUAGUGAAAUUUACUGAAGUACUUGAUUAAUGAUCGUUACAGUUACCAUUUGACGUGCGAAGUUUCUCCGUCCUUUAGGAAGUUAACUUUGUUUUUCUUUUGUAAAUAUUAGUUGUCUUAGCUUUCUUAUUGUAUACCUGAAAUGUCAAUGCGUUCUGCUGCGAGAUACUUUAAUCUAGCCUUGUUUCUUGUUCC